Molecule: messenger RNA, 739 nt
Organism: Momordica charantia (bitter melon)
Lineage: Eukaryota; Viridiplantae; Streptophyta; Magnoliopsida; Cucurbitales; Cucurbitaceae
Product: small polypeptide DEVIL 11-like
Biological process (GO): negative regulation of cell population proliferation
Source: RefSeq, a predicted model, not a curated record
GUCUCCACCACCACCACCACCCCCAAGCAUCAUCAUCAAUUUCAUCUCACUGCUCUUCUCAAAUCUCAAUCAUAUGUUAUUUAUUUAAGUAUGUCAUAAUGCCCCACUAGAAUCCCACUCCUCUCCAUCUCUUUCUAGCAUCUCAAACCAACCAUCGCUCUCACAGACAUUUUCACAAACACCUUCCCCGCACCCCCAUCUGACCUCACAUUAAAUGGACGAGAAAUGGAACCCAUCAAAGAAGGAAGGUUCAGGAAGUUACCAUGCUUCCACGAGCGCCAAGUCGUCGUUCACGAGGAGUGGUUCGACCUCGAAAUCGCCAUUGCUGCGAUGCUCUUCGCAGAAAAGCUUCGCAGGUUCCAAUUCGAAGAGCCCCCACGAUCUCCCCCGCAGUUACUCGCAGAAGAGCUCCUCUUCAAUUGGGCGCAAGUACAGCAGCUUGGCUAAGGAACAGAAGGCCCGAUUCUACAUCAUGAGACGCUGCGUUGCCAUGCUCGUCUGCUGGCACAAGCAUGGCGAUUCGUAACGUAAGAUCCGCCCCCAUUUUCCGUCGCUCCCGAGAUUUGAUUUCUUCCCUUUCUUAAUUCGUAGUGGAUCUUGAGAUCCUUUGAGAAAUUUAUGUAAAUUUUCUGCAACCCCAUCUAGUGCUUUCUUCGAUCCAAUUAGAUUCAAAUUGUAAUUACAUUGAUCAUGAGUUCAUGGCCUAAACGCAGAGCAGAUCGAUCCCCUCCGCCCACUA